Molecule: messenger RNA, 1398 nt
Organism: Entamoeba invadens IP1
Lineage: Eukaryota; Evosea; Mastigamoebida; Endamoebidae
Exons: 1
Coding region: 1-1398 (465 amino acids)
Source: RefSeq, a predicted model, not a curated record
AUGGAAGAAAAUGUACAGAGCAUUGCACUCUCCCUUGUGACUAAAAACGAGUUUGUCACAGGGGAACUAUUGGAUAACGUUCUCAAACUAUUUCGUGAAGAGAUUGUGCGUGAAAUCACUUCACAAAUUCAAAAGUUUAAAGACGAAUCACCUAUGAAUACGAAACCUAUCACACAAUUGGUUCAAAACCCAUCUGAAAAUAAAGAGGACAAACUUCCAAACACGGAAAUUAUGAGAUCCAACAAUUAUAAUCGAACACCUGUUGAGCAAACACAAUUAAUGGGAUCACCAAAUACUACUUAUAACACAACAACUAUCCAACAACAACCAACGCAAUUGAAAAACAAUCCAAUUCCACAACAAACACAAUUUGAUAAUUCAAUGGUGACAUCAAGAAUAUACCCAAUAGUCGAUCAAAACACGCCACAAAUCCCUUUCCAACAAACAUCUCCACAAAUUCAACAACCCCAAAUGCAAGCCAUCAAUCCUAAUUUCCCACAAUUUCCACAACAAAACCCAAUCACUCGAAGCGGUCCAAUGUCCUUUGGGCAACCAGUUAUUGAUAUCAAUACCCCACAACAAUACCCACAAACUUCACAAUACCCAACUUACCAACAAUAUAAUCAACCAAUAAAUUACUCACAACCAUUUCAACAAUAUCAACAAACAUAUCCUUUCAAUUAUACAUCACAAAGAGAACAUCCCCUCGGCUUAAGAACUAAAGUUUACCAACCAACUUUCCCACAAAUGAAUCCAACAAGUCGACCUUCUGUUCAACAAGUUCCGUCUGUAGUCAAAGAGUAUUCACCGCAGCCACAAGUCUAUACAAAACUCUCUUCUAACAUUGGAGAUGCUGAUAUAGAGCUGAUUAAAUCGUGUGAAGGCUAUUUUAAAAAUUGGAUACAAUUAACUACUUACAAAAUUAACUUUGACACAAACAAAGGCGUCGAAGACGAAGUGACAAUGACUCAAAUGUUUUAUGACACCGUCUACUUCAAAUCAAAAACUAUGAUUGUCGUGUUUGCAGAUGAUUGUGCCUUUGGAUAUUACUCAGAGAGCGGGUCUACCUCAAUGUUUUAUAACAGCGACUUCUUCUUUGGGCUUCGAGGAAAGCUGAGAAACUCAAACAACAAGCCAACGCGCUUCUUCGGAGAUCAGUUUGGUAAAAUGGUGCGGUUCAACGUGUUCAAAGACAAAGAAAGUGCGAGCGGAAAGGAUUUGUUUGGUUUGGCUAAAGAAAGAGAAAACGUGUUGAUUGUUCGAGAUCCAUCAACCCAAUCUUAUCACAAAAAUUUGGAACAAACGUUUAAAGACAAAGGAAAAAGAACUUCUUUGGUCACUUUCUUGCCAGAACGAAAUGAUUUUGUUGCGAGAAGGAUUAUAGUCCUGUCAUUCUAG